Messenger RNA from Ziziphus jujuba (common jujube), 492 nucleotides. RefSeq lists its product as uncharacterized. The transcript has a single exon. Lineage: Eukaryota; Viridiplantae; Streptophyta; Magnoliopsida; Rosales; Rhamnaceae. The record is from RefSeq and is a predicted model, not a curated record. The coding region runs from base 1 to 492 and encodes 163 amino acids.
AUGAGUAAAAAAAGCACAAUUACUCUGCUCGAUGGGCAAGAACUGCGGCGUCUGGCAAAGUUGGUUCACUACCAGGAAGUAGAGAACAUUAAAAACCUCCAAUUCAAGUCGGAAGAAGAUCGGUGCAAAUACCUCAAAGAAAGCAAAGCUGGCUACAAAUCCUCAUUGGCGCUUUUGGAUAACGGUGAGAAAAUAAAAAUUGAUUACAAAAAUGAUGAAACUCGAUCUUCCGUUGCUCAUACCAUCUUCUCCGCUAUGGAAAAGACUGUUAACACUUGUCUCCAGUGCUUCCGCAACUACACCAUGCGAAACAGCCUCCUUAAAAAAGUCACCGAAUAUUCCAAAGAUCUCAUCCAUAAACUGCACAACUUGGAUCCACAGGACACUUCAGGUGUUUUAAAACUAUUGGCUGAUGCAAGGGAAUACGAGAAAGCUAUGGUGGAGUAUGCCACCAAGCAGUCAAAUUUUGUUCUUUCCUCUUUCUCCAACUGA